AUGGCUAAACGAAAGAGAAUUUCCGAGGAAAAUACUAAACAGCAAACUGGAAAAAGGCAGAAAAAAGAGAUUGUGUUGCCGCCUGUUAUAACAUCUGAUGCACCAGUUCAUCGACAGACCAAAUGGACAAACAAACAGAGGACCCUGAUAUUUUCUUCCAGAGGCAUUUCAUUCAGAACUCGACACCUGAUGCUUGAUCUGCGAACUUUGAUGCCUCAUUCUAAAGCAGAGCCAAAGAUGGACAGAAAAGAUAAGUUAUUUAUCAUAAAUGAGGUUUGUGAAAUGAAAAACUGCAACAAGUGUCUGUAUUUUGAAGGCAAGAAAAAACAAGAUGUAUAUUUAUGGGCAUCAAAUGUUCCCAAAGGACCAUCAGCAAAAUUUCUUGUGGAAAACAUUCACACGAUGAGUGAGCUGAAAUUGACCGGCAACUGCCUGCGAGGAUCCCGACCAUUGUUGUCCUUUGAUAAGGCAUUUGACUCUGAACCUCAUUGGCUGCUGCUAAAGGAACUCUUUACACAGAUUUUUGGAACACCAAACCAUCACCCAAAGAGCCAACCAUUUACAGAUCAUGUUUUCACAUUCUCCAUUCAAGACAAUCGUGUCUGGUUCAGAAACUACCAGAUUUUGGCAGAAGAUGGAUCUCUGGCAGAGAUAGGACCCAGGUUUGUUUUGAAUCCAAUUCGAAUUUUUGCUGGCAGUUUUGGGGGUGCCACAUUGUACCAGAAUCCACAUUAUGUUUCACCAAAUGAGUACCGAAGAGCAUUACGGAGGAGCCAAGCCAGCAAGUAUAAUAAUAGAGUGGAAGCAAGGAUGUCUGUCCAGCUACGAAAACCUGAGAUGACCUACCGGAUGGACCCAACUGAUGAGGUUUUUCAAACAAUUACAGCAGAAAGUGUAAAGAACAGUCAAUAA
Candidula unifasciata is the source of this 912-nucleotide messenger RNA. Lineage: Eukaryota; Metazoa; Mollusca; Gastropoda; Stylommatophora; Geomitridae. The record is from the annotation of a GenBank genome assembly.